Molossus molossus (Pallas's mastiff bat) is the source of this 1914-nucleotide messenger RNA. It is a transcript of the gene XKR5, whose product is annotated as XK related 5. Gene Ontology annotation, cellular component: plasma membrane. The record is from RefSeq and is a predicted model, not a curated record. Lineage: Eukaryota; Metazoa; Chordata; Mammalia; Chiroptera; Molossidae. Gene Ontology annotation, biological process: phosphatidylserine exposure on apoptotic cell surface; apoptotic process involved in development; engulfment of apoptotic cell.
AUGCACGCGGGGCCCCUGGGGCUCCCCGCCCUGCUGCUGGCGGCCGAGCAGAGCGCGCGCCUCUGCGCCACGGUCUACUACUUCACGUCCGGACAGCUGCUCUGGGGGUGGCUGGCCCUCGCUGUGCUGCUGCCUGGCUUCUUGGUCCAGGGCCUGAGCUACCUGUGGUCCCGCGCCGACGGACAUGGAGGGGAUCUCUGGUUGGCGGCGCUGCCCCUCCGGCUGGGCGUGUGGAAGCGGCACUGGGAUGUCACCGUGACCGCCCUGUGGAAGGAAGCGGCAGCCCCCGCCCGCCUGCAGCUGCUCCUGGAGGCCGACCUGUCAGCUCUGCGCCUCCUGGAAGCCCAGCUGCAGACGGCCCACCUGCUGCUUCACACCUGCGUCUUCCUGGCCUCGGACUUCACAGACGCGGUGCCCGGGGUGAGCGCCCUGUGCUCCUGGUGCGUGCUGUCCUGGGCCCUGGUGUGCUAUGCUUGUGCCGUGGGUUCCGUGAAGCCGGGUCACCUCUCCGUGCCAUGGGCCGCCCUCUUCUGCCAGCAGCUCUGGAGGACGGGCAUGUUCUUCAGAGCUCAUCACGCCUGGGGUGCCCACUGGCUGGUGAUGACACUCUGGCUCGUGGCCCAGCAGAGUGACAUCGUCGACAGCACCUGCCACUGGAGACUCUUCGACCUGCUCGUGGGGGCCGUGUACGUCCUCUGCUACCUCAACUUCUGGGACGGCCCUUCCAGAAGCAGGACGGUGACCUUCUACCUGAUUAUGCUGCUGGAGAACAGUGUCCUGCUGCUGCUCGCCACUGACUUCCUCCAGGGGGCGUCGCGGACCAGCCUGUGGACCGUGGCAGGAGUCUUGUCGGGAUUUCUGAUUGGCUGUGCCUCGCUGGUCGCUCACUACAGCCGGUUCCACCCCGAGUCCGCGGCCAUCCGGGAGCGCUUCGUGGGGAACGCCUGUGGCCCUGCAGCGGACAGCCACCCAGAGACGGAGUCCGCUCCCCAGGCCACCGCUCCAGCUGGGGAGAGGCCGGAGAGCCCAGGCACGUGCCCAGGGGAAGGUGAUGAGCUAACAAGCCAAGGGAAGCCCCCCAGCCUGCAGUGCGGCCCCCCGGAGGCUGGGCUGGAAAGCCAGGCGGCUGGGGGGACUCUCUGCAGCCACCACCACUGGCUGCUAGUGAAACUUGCCCUGAAAACAGGAAACGCGUCUAAGGUCAAUGCGGCCUUUGGAGACCCACCUGGCUGCUUGUGUCCCCCUCCCUGGGGCCUGAGCCAACAUGACAACCAGCAGGAGAAGCCGCUGUUGCCCCAGCAAGAGCCCCCCUUGGCACCUGGCGACCCCCUGACCUCAGAGAGAGGCUCUGAGUUUCAAGGUGACUCGAAAGCAGGGGCCGACUGGCUGGAGACCUCGAGUUACAUGUCUUUUGACGGUGAUCAUCAUGACAGAGCUCCUGUGCAGAGGGCGGAGGGCAGCCGGGAGGGGGGAGCGGGUUCCGUUUCUAGGGUGCAAGAAGGAGGUGCAGGCGGGCAGCUGAAAGGAGGCGGCGGACAGGAGAGCUCCUCCCUGUACUUCAGCACCACGGCCGAAGGGGACACCUCCCCACACCGAGAAGAGUUCCCUGGCAGAUCGCUGGGCGGCUCAGAGAGUGGGGAGCCACAGGAGCCCGUGAGGGACCCGGGUCCCCCUGCCACGGCUGGUCGGAGGUCACUGUCAAAGCCACCUCCUAACACCGUCACUUCGGGGCUUCACCCCGUGAAGUUCGGGGACACGGCCCAGGCCAGGUGCAUCCUGACAGAAGGCCUGUGUAUCCGGGAAGGUGGAGGUCGACCCGGGGCAGCUGGAGUUUUCCACACCUGCAGCCGUCGGUCGGGCUACCGUCCCCGCCGUUCCUCACUCCAGAAAUACAGAGGACACCGCAGGCGCUAA